AUAUAUUCACGGGGCAGCAAGAUGGCUUCCGCCAGCAGGGUCGUGCAGGUAGUGAAGCCACAUGCUCCAUUAAUAAGGUUCCCUGACAGAAGAGACACUCCUAAACUCAGUGCCUCAGAAGCUUUGAGAUCUGCUGGGCUACCGUCUCACUCAUCUGUAAUUUCACAGCAUUCUAAAGGAAGUAUAUCCCCAGACUUGCUGGCGCAUCCCGGGCCUCCAGACACUGCAGAAAUACUAAAGACAUUACCUCAGAAAUACAGAAGGAAACCUAUGUCUCAAGAAGAAAUGGAAUUUAUCCAGCGUGGAGGUCCAGAAUGAUCACUGUGGCUGCUGUUUGUCAUCAGACAAAAGAAUUAUCUUUACAAUAAAGGACUUCCAAAGUGUCAAGUGAAAAUUGUAUAUUAAACAACCUUAAUAAAUAUUCUGCAAAAAGAA
Molecule: messenger RNA, 435 nt
Organism: Mesocricetus auratus (golden hamster)
Lineage: Eukaryota; Metazoa; Chordata; Mammalia; Rodentia; Cricetidae
Product: 28S ribosomal protein S36, mitochondrial
Exons: 1
Biological process (GO): 2-oxoglutarate metabolic process
Source: RefSeq, a predicted model, not a curated record